GACCCCGAGUCAGUCACGAACACAUAUCCUCUCAUCCCCCUUCUUACUCUUGUACAAAAGACCAUGUCUCCGCGCUGCUUUAUUGUCCGCCACGGCGAAACCGAAUGGUCCCUGAACGGGCGGCACACCGGCAUCUCAGACCUGGCGCUCACAGCGAACGGCGAGAAGCGGAUCCAAGCAACAGGAAAGGCACUGGUCGGAGACGACCGACUGAUCGUGCCACGCAAGCUUGUCCAUGUUUAUGUCUCGCCCCGCACCCGCGCCCAGCGCACGCUAGAGCUUCUGGAGAUCGGCUGCAAGGAGCGGCUCCCGUGGAAGGAGAAGCGCAAGCCCGAAGCCGAGGAAGAAAUCCGGACCAAUGCACGGGUUGAGGUCACCGAGGCCGUGCGGGAAUGGGAUUACGGCGACUAUGAGGGGUUGACGAGUAAACAAAUCCGGGAACAGCGGGCAGAGAAGGGGGAAGAGCCGUGGAAUAUCUGGACGCAAGGGUGUCCGGGAGGGGAAUCCCCCGACGACGUCGUCCGCCGCCUCGACGCGCUCAUCGCCGACAUUAAGGAGAAAUACCACCGCCCCAGUUUCGACAACCCCGACGCGCCGAAGGGUGACGUCCUGGUCGUCGCGCACGGCCAUAUCCUGCGCGCUUUUGCCAUGCGCUGGACGGGGAAGCCAUUGACGGACACCUCAUUGAUUCUGGAAGCCGGGGGUGUGGGCACGCUCAGUUACGAACACCACAGCAUCGACGAGCCGGCGAUCAUUCUCGGUGGAGGGUUCGUGGUGGAGUAG
This is a messenger RNA of Penicillium alfredii, 783 nucleotides long. Its product is annotated as histidine phosphatase family protein. Lineage: Eukaryota; Fungi; Ascomycota; Eurotiomycetes; Eurotiales; Aspergillaceae. Gene Ontology annotation, molecular function: sedoheptulose-bisphosphatase activity. The transcript has 4 exons. The record is from RefSeq and is a predicted model, not a curated record. Gene Ontology annotation, biological process: ribose phosphate biosynthetic process. The annotation marks the transcript as partial.